This is a messenger RNA of Chenopodium quinoa (quinoa), 1018 nucleotides long. Its product is annotated as phosphatidylinositol-glycan biosynthesis class F protein-like. Gene Ontology annotation, cellular component: endoplasmic reticulum membrane. The transcript has 8 exons. Bases 237 to 668 code for a protein of 143 amino acids. The record is from RefSeq and is a predicted model, not a curated record. Gene Ontology annotation, biological process: GPI anchor biosynthetic process. NCBI's taxonomy places the organism in Eukaryota, Viridiplantae, Streptophyta, Magnoliopsida, Caryophyllales, Amaranthaceae.
UUUAAUAGGGAUCCAAGGCGUCCAACCCAUUGAAUUGCUGUAUUGAAGCGCAUUCAACGUUCUCCAUUGAAGCGCAGUUGCCGUUCUCCGUUGAAUAUAGUUCUUGUAUCCCCCAUUGAAGCAGCUUCUGAGGAUUCAACUAUGAAAUCAGAGCUCUUUUUCCUGGGCCCAGGGCUGCCGCCCCUUAAAUUUGGUUGUUCAUGUGUUGCAGAACCCUUUAAUGUUAGGACGGAACUAUGAAAUUUGACCGUUUCUGUCAGUUCUCGAAGGCUGUAGGACGAGGCCUACUGGGGCUUCUUGCUGGGGCCUUGGUGUUUGCUCUUGGAGCUAUUAGCUUGGGUGCUCCAGUUGGCUCAAAGUAUAUGCUGAGCACAAUUAAAUGGUCUCUGCUGAUGUCAGCACUUACCUUCUUACCGGCUGCUGCUAUCUUCGGUGCAUCAUGGGUAGACUGGCAACGUAUAUUUGUUAAAACUAGGCCAACAGGAUUUGUUGAGUAUAUGGUUUGCCUUCCAGCACAUGGUGCUAUCUUUGGCUCCUGGUUUGGGGCCUGGCCAAUGCCACUUGAUUGGGAAAGGCCAUGGCAGUUCAAGUUGGUUUCGAUGGAUGGAGGAGGUUUGGUUUGCCAUUCACUACAUUUUGCAUGUUCAGGGAAUGGCCCAUAUGUGUGACGUAUGGAGCGCUCCUUGGCUAUGUGAUUGGCGUGGUGGCAUCUUUUGUGUUAUAUUUCCAUAGCCGUCGGAGACAAUGCGUCAAAGUAGACUAGGUUAUGUAGCUCUUUUAUAUCUCAUUGUAUUUGUAACCUUGCAAAAUUUUCUAUAUAUUAAUAUUUGUGAAGAGUCAAAAGAACAACAGAAAGUAGAUGACAUUUAACUGGUUUCAUGUAAUUGACCUGGUGAGGCUUAGAUAUGGUAUGAUUAGGUUUUACAAUUUUGAUAUAUCUUGGAACUAUGAUUCAAAUCUGAUGUUUAAAAUAGUCAUCACUUUAUUAUUGCUCUUAAAAGUGGAGGAUUGGUGUGUA